AUGUGGCGAGUGAAUGAUAAGGAUGAGGACGCAGCGAGCAAGAGUCCGGCCUCGUGGCCAACAGCAGAGAGCGUUAUUCUGAAGCGCAUUAGCAGCACUGGUCUUCAUCCUUCGCUGUCGCAUUUGAAGACAGGGAAGGAGCUUGUGGCAGUAUCUAAGGACGCAGAGAAGGAUGCAGAUAAUGGGGGGUUGGAGAAAACGGAAGGCACGGAAGGCGUGGAGGAUGUAGAUGGUUCUGCCGUCGGUGGAUCUAUAUUGUCUGUGUCGGGGAUCAUCAACAGUAUUCGUGAGAAACGUGCUGCCUCACAGCAGCAGCCACAGCAGCAGAGAGGAUCAGACCUGCACGAUCCGUUGCUGCCGUACUUUCUGUUUGACACGUACAGUCUGGUGCACCAGCUGAUGGAGUGUGGAUUCACUCGGGCUCAGGCAACAACACUGACGACUUUAAUCAAGCACAAGGUGUACGAGGGCAUGGAACAAGUCAAUUCAGGGAUGCUGACGAAAAGUGAUCUCGAAAACGACGCGUACCUGUUUCGCGCGGCGCUUCAGGAGCUGCGCACGGAGACGCAGAUGAUCAGGAAAAACGACCAAGCGAUUCUCGAGUCGCAAGCGGCAGCCAUCAACCGCGACAUUGACUCGUUGGCGCAACGCACUCAUGAUGAGAUUGCCAAUUUGCGGUCGGAUAUUGAGAUCGAGCUUAACAACCACAAGCACGAUACGAACCACGAGAUGAAGAGCCUAGAUAUGGAACUGCAUGAGCUGUCGAGCAAGUACCAGGUGAUUAUGGGUGAAAUGAAGACGGAUAUUGAGGCUAUCAAGCUGGACUCGAUUCGCCGCGGGCUUAUCACCGCUGUUGUCACGACGCUGUUUGUUACGGCGCUGAUUUGGGCGCCAGAUAUCCUAGAGAACAUGAAGAAUAAGAGCAAGCUGGGCGCUAAAGCCAGUGAAUCUGCAGAUGGGUCUGAUGACGAGAGGCGUGUCGGAUUGGGCGUUGGGGGUGGCAGUGGCAAAGCAGCCUCGCAAAGGUCGACGGGUGCCGGAAGGGCCGGGGUCAGUAGAGAUUCUCAGGUUCUGGCGCCAUUGCCGUACUCGAUAUCUGAUCGCUCGGCAAUGCCGUCAGCGGAUCAUUCCGGGCGGGGCAUUAGCAGGGACGACAGCACAGACAAUUCUUCACAGUUGAGGUACCGGGACCACAGUCACCUGAAUAUCCACUACGAUCCGACAAUAUCGCCGGCUGAUGAGCAGGUCAAUGCAUCGUUGUCCCAGCAGCAGAGGCCGAGGCACAUGUAUUUGGGCAGGCAGUUUGGUGACAUUAGUAGUGCGGAGCCGCCAGAGGGAUACGACGACUGGUUUGACUCGUUUUUCUACUCGCCACAGGGUGUCGCCAAGCACCAGAGCGGAAGCGAAAAGUCCGCGUCGUUGAUGGAUUCGGAUUCCAAGCUAGACACAACUUUUUGGAACUCUGGCGAUCAGGGCAUUGUGGGCGACAGUAGUGCUUCUUUGAGGACAGCGGGGUCAGGGCUUGGACCCGAGUCUGGGCCCGAGUCCAGGUCAGAGUCGCAGGCCGAGGAUGAUAAUGAUCGCCCCAAUACUUCAUCAUCAGAGGCCGGAUCCAACACCACUAUCACUACCAUUCCUCUGCAUUUUACAUACAGUGACAACCCGGCAAAGCCGGACAAUUCCGACAGCAAGUCGGCUUAA
Kickxella alabastrina is the source of this 1701-nucleotide messenger RNA. RefSeq lists its product as uncharacterized. The record is from RefSeq and is a predicted model, not a curated record. Lineage: Eukaryota; Fungi; Kickxellomycota; Kickxellomycetes; Kickxellales; Kickxellaceae. The coding region runs from base 1 to 1701 and encodes 566 amino acids. The transcript is spliced from 3 exons. Gene Ontology annotation, cellular component: mitochondrion.